Molecule: messenger RNA, 1841 nt
Organism: Daldinia decipiens
Lineage: Eukaryota; Fungi; Ascomycota; Sordariomycetes; Xylariales; Hypoxylaceae
Exons: 1
Coding region: 186-1763 (525 amino acids)
Biological process (GO): rRNA base methylation
Cellular component (GO): nucleus
Molecular function (GO): 23S rRNA (adenine(1618)-N(6))-methyltransferase activity
Source: RefSeq, a predicted model, not a curated record
CUAAUUCAUUCCCUAUCCUUGCCCGGCAACAACAUCGCAUAUCUGCGUCUUGAUACCCGUUUCUCCAGAUGCAUACGAGGCGAGGCAUUUCAUGCGGUAGCCAUAUAACUGUCGUUUAUCUAUUCGCAGCAUAAAGUCAAGCAUCACUACCAGCAUGCAGCGGCUUUUUAAGACACGGAGAGGAGAUGGAUAUGUCGGGCCAGGACAAUAGCCCCAAGCGUGGGUCAAAGCGCAAAUUGAGUAAUAAAGAUGGACUUGAACUCGGAAAAUGUUUCAAUAAAUCAUCUACGCUCGUGGGCCGGGAGACCUCUUCGUCAACGACAAUUGAAUGCUCGGUUACCAACGAGGACCGACCUUCGAAGCCAGUGGUACCCAGAGAACUAAGGGACGACUAUCACUACAACAAGCUUUAUACGAAAGAGCUGGACUUUCGUCUGCUCGGACAGCAUGACCCGGAAUUCGAAGCCGUGUUGGAGCACGGUUCGCAUCUUGACUUUAAUAAUCCUAAGUCAGUCAUGCAACUGACUAAGACCCUCCUCAAGCGGGAUUUUGGGUUGAUAGUCGAUUUACCCACGGACCGACUUUGUCCUCCGGUACCUAAUCGGCAUAACUAUAUACUUUGGUUAAAGGAGCUCCUUGACUCAUCCUCGACUCCGUGCUUGGACUCUAGCGAACCGGCUCGGCAUGUGACUGGGUUAGACAUUGGUACCGGCGCCAGUCUCAUCUACCCGCUUCUAGGUUGUGUUCAACGACCGUCGUGGUCUUUUGUCGCCACUGACGUGGAUGCGAAGUCGUUAUCUUACGCACGCAAAAACCUUGAGCUAAACAACCUACAAGCCAGAAUCCGUGUAGUUGGUCGCGCCACUACGGACUGUCUUAUCCCCCUGGAUGAACUAGGCCUAGAAACUAUUGACUUUACCAUGGUCAACCCUCCCUUCUACACAUCUGAGGCCGAACUCACAGGUCUGGCCAAGCAGAAAUCCAAGCCCCCAAAUACCGCGUGUACGGGCGCGCCAGUCGAGAUGGUGUGCGCCGGGGGCGAGAUCGGUUUCAUUAAGAGGAUGAUUGAUGAGUCCUUACUCUUACGAGAGAAGGUGCAGUGGUACACGUGCAUGCUUGGCAAACAGUCAAGCCUGGAAGUGCUUGUAAGCGCCCUUAAAGGGAAUGGCGUGACUAACUAUGCUAUUACGGCAUUUGUUCAGGGGAAUAAGACGCGCAGGUGGGCUAUUGGAUGGAGUUUCGGGAACAGGAGGCCGAGUCUGUUGGCUAGUAGGGGUUGUGAGCCCUCAGCUGGGAAAAAGAUCUUGCCGGAACCUACAGAGGUGACCGUUGUUAUGAGACCUAGUUCGCAAGUUAAGCCGGGACAGCUUGAGCAGACCGUUUGCGAUACGAUGGAGGGUCUUGACCUGUAUUCGUGGAGCUGGAGUAAGAAGCUGUCGAAGGGCGUAGGCUUUGUUAAUGGUAAUGUUUGGAGUCGAGCCUAUCGCAGGAAAAGGGGAAGGGGAAGGGGAAACCUGAGCCCGGCCGUGGGAGAUACUGCCGAAGAUGGGCCUUCAUCGCCCCGUCAAAAGAAGCCGAAGCAAACGGCGGAGCAGGAUACGACGCACAGUAUGUUUGGUUUCUUAUUAACAAUACAGGCUUUAGGAGAUAUGAAUGAUAAGGAUCAAGCAGUGAUUGUGGUUCGCUGGCUUCAAGGGGACGAUCAUGCGGUUUUCGAGAGUUUCACGGGAUUCCUUCGAAAAGCCAUUCUCUCGUCAAUCUAAGAGUAAUGAGGUAUAAUAUGAAGUCCUAAUGUUAGUUUAAGAGCGCUAUACACCAAUCACGUGUAAUAUCCAGUAAAU